This is a messenger RNA of Camelus dromedarius (Arabian camel), 2368 nucleotides long. RefSeq names its product podocalyxin like 2 (gene PODXL2). The record is from RefSeq and is a predicted model, not a curated record. The transcript is spliced from 8 exons. Lineage: Eukaryota; Metazoa; Chordata; Mammalia; Artiodactyla; Camelidae. Bases 541 to 2229 code for a protein of 562 amino acids. Gene Ontology annotation, biological process: leukocyte tethering or rolling.
CUUAAAGGCUCUUCCAUCUGGUUUUCCGUAGACAUAGACCAGGUCAGAAGAGCUGUUGUGGGUGUGGAUGUUCGGGGGUUCAGUUGUCAGUUGCUGCCUGUGUGGUCUCUGGAGUCCGGGAAGCUUGGGUCGGACUUUAUACCUGGAGGGGCUGGAGGUAAUGGCCCCUCGGAGGGAGCAGCCCUGCUCACCCCCAGCGCUACCACUGGCCACUCCCUGGAGGUUCCCCCCGGCCCGUUGCCCUGGUGGUGGGGCACACCCACAGGUCUUCCUGUUUCUUACCUGAGAUGGAGCAGAAGUGUCUCCUUGUGUUGGAUCUCCCGCCUUGUCCAGGUUUUCCCUUCUGGGACCUUCCAAGAUGAGCACUGCAAUGAAAGCCUUGCAGGUGUCCGAUGAAACUCUCUCACGCCCUCACUCCUCCCACACAGCCUCCUGGAGAGCCUGGCGAGCAGCUGGACGGCCCUGAGGAUCACCCUGGACAAACCAGACGGUUCCCACCCAGCACGGUGGGUGGACUCCAGUUGAGGGGCAUCCCUGGGCAUGUGUGCAGCCGGGUCCGAUGAGCCCAGCCCCGAGGGCCUCACCUCUACCUCCCUGCUGGACCUCCUGCUGCCCACCGGCCUGGAGCCACUGGACUCCGAGGAGCCCAGCGAGGCCAUGGGACUGGGGGCUGGCCUGGGAGCCCCCGGCUCGGGCUUCCCCAGCGAAGAGAGCGAGGAGUCCCGCAUCCUGCAGCCGCCACAGUACUUCUGGGAAGAGGAGGAGGAGCUGAAUGACUCUAGUCUGGACCUGGGACCCACGGCAGAUUACGUUUUUCCGGACCUGACUGAGAAGGCGGGUCCCGUGGAGGACACCAGCCAGGCGCAGGAGGCACCGCGGUCCCCCUCCCCCUUGCCCAAGAUGAACCUGGCAGAGCUCCCUUGGCACAUGGGCCCCGGAGAGGAGGACGAGGAGGAGGAAGAGGAGGGGCUGCUGCCUGUGACCAGAUCCCAAGAAGCAGCCCAGAGUCCGGCCCAUGGCUCUCCUCCCCCCAGUGGCAGCCACCCCUCAGGGGCCCCCGCACUUAGGCACCAAGAGUCUGGGGCCCAGGCCGCCUCUGCCAUGGAGGUGGGGGUCAGUGUGGAACCGGGCCUGUCCCUGCCUGCAGUCACCCCAAGGCCAGCGACCCUGGGGGGCCAGGACGAGGCCAGCCAGGGGGCAGGGGACACCACGCUGCCAGCCGCAAGGCACGGGGUAGACUUGGAGGCCCCUCAGGAGGCCAGCGAGGAGGCUGCUCUGGGAGCAGCCAGCUUGGCUGGGCAGCCUGGGGAGGCUCCAUCCCCGGCCUCAUUCCCGCAGCCAGGUGUGCCCGGCGGGGCUGAGGCCCCGGAUGAAGGUGCCCUGCAGCCCGGAGCCUCAGCCGCGGUCCCGCUGGGCCCUCGAGACAUGGAGCUGACACCUUCCUCUGCUCCCUGGGGGCGAGAAGACCUUGGCCCGCCGCCCCAGGAAGGGCAGGCCGCUGGCGCCGCAGCCCCGUCCGGAACACCCUGGGACUCCACGCAGGUGAUCUGCAAAGACUGGAGCAACCUGGCCGGGAGGAACUACGUUGUCCUGAACAUGACGGAGAACGUGGACUGUGAGGUGUUCCGGCAGCACCGGGGACUGCAGCUCCUGGCCCUGGUGGAGGAGGUGCUGCCCCGCCACGGCAGUGGCCACCACGGGGACUGGCACAUCUCCCUGAGCAAGCCCAGUGAGAAGGAGCAGCACCUUCUGAUGACCUUGGUGGGCGAGCAGGGGGUGGUGCCCACUCAAGACGUCCUUUCCAUGCUGGGUGACAUCCGCAGGAGCCUGGUGGAGAUCGGCAUCCAGAACUACUCCACCACCAGCAGCUGCCAGGCCCGGGCCACCCAGGUGCGCAGCGACUACGGGACGCUGUUCGUGGUGCUGGUGGUCAUCGGCGCCGUCUGCGUCGUCAUCAUCGUGCUGGGCCUGCUCUAUAACUGCUGGCAGCGCCGGCUGCCCAAGCUGAAGCACGUGUCGCACGGCGAGGAGCUGCGCUUCGUGGAGAACGGCUGCCACGACAACCCCACGCUGGACGUGGCCAGCGACAGCCAGUCGGAGAUGCAGGAGAAGCAGCCCAGCCUGAACGGCGGUGGCGCCGUCAACGGCCCGGGGGGCUGGAGCGCGCUCAUGGGGGGCAAGCGCGACCCCGAGGACUCGGACGUGUUCGAGGAGGACACGCACCUGUGAGGGGCACGCCGCCCUCGUCGCGGGUCCCCCGCUUCUCCCGACUCUCUACACCUCUCGCCCUCCCCGCCACCCCGACCCCCGACGCCCCGAGGGGCCGGCCCCGGGACCCCAUUAAAGCCGCCCGGAGAGCUCGCCGGGC